Molecule: messenger RNA, 1569 nt
Organism: Hemibagrus wyckioides
Lineage: Eukaryota; Metazoa; Chordata; Actinopteri; Siluriformes; Bagridae
Product: zinc finger protein 33B-like
Exons: 6
Coding region: 73-1335 (420 amino acids)
Biological process (GO): regulation of transcription by RNA polymerase II
Molecular function (GO): RNA polymerase II cis-regulatory region sequence-specific DNA binding; DNA-binding transcription factor activity, RNA polymerase II-specific
Source: RefSeq, a predicted model, not a curated record
CUAACAGGUAUCUCUAAUCCGCGAUUAGAAUUAAUUCUAUGUUUUUGUAGCGCCUUAGUCUGCAAGGUAAACAUGGUCGACUCCCAUUUUCACGUUCAGCUGACAGCUGUGUUGGAUGUGCUCAUGAAAACGGCGGUAUCAGACAUUUGUGCUCUGGCGGAGAGCUGGUUUAAAUCCCUUCACAUGGAAUUAGCGAGAAGCAAAAAGGAGAACGAAGAUUUAAGGGAAAAGCUGCAAAGCAUGGAGCAACAAAAACACCUCGAACCUGCAGCUGAACCUCCGGUGCUGGAGAACAAAAUGACCAAAGAGGAGAAAGAGGACACUGGCAGUGAAGUGAGAGAUACAGACGAUUCUGGCAGCACAGUGUUUGCAGGAACCUCUACAGAAGAUCUACCUUCCAGUGCACAUCUAUGGCCUUCAUCUUCUGAGGAAGACUUUAAGAAAAGAAAUUGUUCAGCAACUGAAUCUGCGCCAGACAAAAGAGCACACUCGAGAUGGAAACAUACAGCGGUGAGCACAAAAGCAGAAAUGCUGGACAGAUCUUUUAUGGAAAGAGUAGAGCAAAAGCUAGACGAUACAGAAGGAAAUAGUCAGUGUUAUGCACUCAGUAAUGAACUCAAGGCUGAAUCAGAGAAGUCUCAGCCUGCUCUCCAAACCUCUGAGUGCAGCAUCGAUGUUGGCUCACACUGUGAAGAAGAGUGUGUGGUGCUGGAGGAGCUGUGUGACACCGAGUGUCCUCAACACAGAAGAGAAGAAGGGCAGCAGUCUGACGUCUCCUGCUUUUGGACACCGAAUUCCACACAUCUGCCUAGAGGCAAUCGAUCAGCCUUCAGGAGCUCAGACUGUAGGAUGAAUUUAAAUUUGGACAAUUUAGCAAUGACGGACAAAAAUGCGAAACAUUUGGAUUAUUCUAAAAGUUUCUCCCUUUCUCUGCCGUGUGAGAAAAACGGCAUAUUUACCUGUGAUGUCUGUGGGAAAAAUCUUUCGACAAAAAAUUCGCUUGCUUCUCACUACAGACUCCACACUGGAGAGAAGCCGUUCAUGUGUGCUCAGUGUGGCAAGAGUUUCGCCAAGAAGUUUAACCUUGAGAUCCACUACAACAUCCACACCGGAGCGAAACCCUAUAUGUGCACACUCUGCCCAAAGUCAUUCGCCGACCCAAGCGCUUUUAGGCGACACGAAUGGAUACACACACGCAAAUCACAACAAAACACAUGCAGCACUAAAUACAGAUUCACUUGUAACCAGUGUGGCAAAUGUUUUCUGUCAAAACCAUCACUUGCUGCACAUUCUCAGUUACAUACUGCAGAGAAGCAACAAAGGGUUUUGUUUUAAUGUAAAAAAAGACUGUUUAAAAGCAAAACAAAUGUUUAUUUAGCGAAUGUUCAUAUUUUAAAUGUCCACAAUCUGCUUGUUCAGUAGCCUAUACUUUGAGUUUUCAGAUAGCUAUUGACUCUGCGUUCCUUUAUUUUAUAUGCACUGUCUAAAGGAGUUUUCUUUACAUUAACAGAUAUACACAUGGAAGUUACUGAUGCAUGAAUAUUGAACAUAUUAAAUAAAUGCAAAAAA